Molecule: messenger RNA, 3230 nt
Organism: Puntigrus tetrazona (Sumatra barb)
Lineage: Eukaryota; Metazoa; Chordata; Actinopteri; Cypriniformes; Cyprinidae
Gene: slc17a8
Product: solute carrier family 17 member 8
Exons: 12
Coding region: 29-1801 (590 amino acids)
Biological process (GO): monoatomic anion transport; regulation of synapse structure or activity; neurotransmitter loading into synaptic vesicle
Cellular component (GO): synaptic vesicle membrane; excitatory synapse
Molecular function (GO): neurotransmitter transmembrane transporter activity; L-glutamate transmembrane transporter activity
Source: RefSeq, a predicted model, not a curated record
GAGGGACGGAAGAGCAAGGGAAGGAGAAAUGCCACUGGGGGGGUUUGCGGGGCUAAAGGAGAAGCUCAAACCGGGGAAGGAGGAGUUGAAGAACAGUGUGGGCGACUCUCUGGGGAACCUGCAGAAAAAGAUUGACGGUUCUAAUGCGGCUGAAGAGGACAACAUUGAGCUGACAGAAGAUGGUCGGCCAGUGGCGGCCCCUGAACGCAGCCCACCCAUUUUGGAUUGUGGCUGCUUUGGCCUCCCCAAACGUUACAUCAUAGCCAUCCUCAGCGGACUUGGCUUUUGCAUCUCAUUUGGCAUUCGCUGCAACCUCGGUGUAGCCAUUGUCGAAAUGGUUAACAACAACACGGUCUACAUCAACGGGACUGCAGUCAUGCAGCCAGCACAGUUUAAUUGGGAUCCAGAAACAGUGGGAUUGAUACACGGCUCAUUUUUCUGGGGCUACAUUGUCACUCAAAUCCCGGGAGGUUUCAUCUCCAAUAAGCUAGCAGCUAACAGGGUGUUUGGAGCAGCCAUUUUCUUGACGUCAGUGCUAAACAUGUUUAUUCCAUCAGCUGCCAGGGUCCACUAUGGCUGUGUCAUGUUUGUGCGAAUCUUACAAGGACUGGUGGAAGGUGUAACAUAUCCUGCCUGCCAUGGGAUGUGGAGCAGAUGGGCUCCUCCACUGGAAAGAAGUCGUCUGGCUACUACCUCGUUCUGUGGAUCUUACGCAGGAGCUGUGAUAGCCAUGCCACUGGCUGGAAUAUUAGUGCAGUAUGUAGGCUGGCCCUCUGUCUUCUAUAUAUAUGGGGUGUUUGGCAUAAUAUGGUAUAUUUUCUGGCUCUUGCUGGCUUAUGACAGUCCCGCGAUCCAUCCCACCAUCAGUGAGGAAGAAAGGACAUACAUCGAGACUUCUAUUGGGGAAGGAGCCAAUUUAAUGAGUGCUACUGAGAAAUUUAAAACUCCUUGGCGUGAAUUCUUCACAUCUAUGCCUGUCUAUGCCAUCAUUGUGGCAAACUUCUGCCGUAGCUGGACCUUUUACCUCCUGCUCAUUAGUCAGCCAGCUUACUUUGAAGAGGUCUUUGGGUUCCCCAUCAGCAAGGUGGGCAUUCUGUCAGCGGUGCCACACAUGGUGAUGACGAUCAUUGUGCCGAUUGGAGGCCAGCUGGCUGACUUCCUGAGGAGUCGGAAAAUCCUGUCUACUACAACCGUGCGCAAAAUUAUGAACUGUGGGGGUUUUGGCAUGGAGGCCACGUUGCUGCUGGUGGUUGGGUUCUCACACACACGUGCAGUGGCCAUCUCAUUCCUCAUCCUGGCGGUGGGCUUCAGUGGAUUUGCGAUAUCAGGAUUCAAUGUAAACCAUCUGGACAUAGCUCCUCGCUAUGCCAGUAUUCUUAUGGGCAUCUCUAAUGGAGUGGGUACCCUGUCUGGAAUGGUGUGCCCUCUCAUUGUUGGAGCCCUCACCAAACACAAGACCCGUCUGGAGUGGCAGCACGUCUUUGUGAUUGCUUCCAUGGUGCAUUACACUGGCGUGGUCUUCUAUGCCAUCUUCGCCUCUGGUGAGAAGCAGGACUGGGCCGAUCCUGAGAGCACCAGUGACGAGAAAUGCGGCAUCAUAGGGGAAGAUGAGCUGGCUGAUGAGACCGAGCCCAACAGCGACAGUGCACUAGCCACCAAGCAGAAAACCUACGGAACCACAGAAAGCUCUGCGGGCCGCAAGCAAGGCUGGAAGAAGAAGAGAGGGGUGACCAUGCAAGCGGAUGAAGAUCACGGAUCAAAUCAUUACGAAAAUGGGGAAUAUCAGAAUCAGGAUCAAUGACAUUUUGGUCACCAAACGCCCGAGACUGAGACCUGAGGUGUAGGAGUGUUUAUUUAAGUAACCCACCCUGGGAAUACAACAUUCCACCUGACAUUUGACACAACAGUAUAUUUGAGUUGUGAAGAUAUAUUUUGGAUGGCUUCCUUUAUGAUUUCAACCUGCUGUAGAAGGCCAAGGAACAGUCACAUGAGAAUGAUCUGUGAGUAGUUAAUUUGACAAACAUAGGCAGACGUAGUUUCUGCGUCUAUACUACCUGUUUAAAAGUUCAGUACAAUAUUUAAAAAAAAAUCAUAAUUUUUUAUUUAGCGAGGAGGCAUUAAAUUGGUCAAAAAUCACAGUAAUAACAUUUAUAAUGCUACAAAAUAUUUAUAUUUUAUCAAAUGCUGUUCUUUUGAACUUAAUAUUUAUUAUUUUUAUUUAUUAAAUAAUGUUUUUUAUCAUAUUAGCAUGAUUUGAGAAGGAUCAUGUGACACUGAAGACUGAUUGGAGCAAUGACUGCUGAAAAAAGUAACUUUAAAUGUUUUACUGUAUUUUUGACCAAAUAAAUGCAGCCUUGAUGAGCAUAAUUGAAUCAUGAUGUGCUCUCAAUAUAAACGUCUGAAUAUCAUUGCAUUACAAAAUUUUAAACCAUGUGGCAUCCCCUGUUUUUUUUGCAUAUAUACCUAUAUUUAUUUUAUAAUAAAAAAAAAAAAAAAACCUUUACGAAACGGCUUGUUUCAAAAUAGUUUUUGUGCUAUAUUGCUCAACAUUAAUUGGGUAUUUCGUGAGUAUGCAAUGACAUUCGUACAAUUUUAAGAUGGGCACAAGUGGACACUGUAUUUCAGUCAAACAACUAAACGAAGAACAAACAAAUAGUUAUUAAAUCAUAACUUUAUUCCAAAGUCUUUUUAUAUCUACCAUACUGCAAGGCUGACAGCAACAUAUUCAUCAGCUCUUUUUUAUUUUAUGAUUUUAUGUUUCGAUUGUUGUCAGCUAUGCAAAGAAAGCAGGUGUGUAGUGCAUUAACAGGUUAAAGAGUCCAUGGCUUUUCUUGCAUGCAGUUGUACAGCCUCCAAAAACCUUUUUGCUGAAUUCGGCACAUCUCAGAGAGUAUUGUUUUAUCAUAAAAGUAAAUAAUGGUCUAUAGUGGUCCUUUUAAAAAAGCAGUAUGUCCACCGUUGAUAUCUCAUAGUUCAGUUUAUCGUUUACAUAUGCAUAGGUGGAAGAGCUUUGAUGAAGUUUGGUUGAAUAUGUAGAAAUUAACCAUUUUAGUACUUAUAAAAUAGAAUAUGGAUUUAAAAAAAAAAGAAACAAUCCGCAAUGUGCCUGAUUAUUUUCUUUUUUUGCACAAUACCUGUUAAAAAAGACAUUUCAUUGCUUGCAUGGAUGUCAAGAUGAUUGUGCACUUUACCAUUGCAUCACUGUAACUGAUGUCUCUUUAAAUGUUUAU